Molecule: messenger RNA, 1248 nt
Organism: Colletotrichum higginsianum IMI 349063
Lineage: Eukaryota; Fungi; Ascomycota; Sordariomycetes; Glomerellales; Glomerellaceae
Product: PfkB family carbohydrate kinase
Exons: 2
Coding region: 1-1248 (415 amino acids)
Source: RefSeq, a predicted model, not a curated record
AUGGCCGACGUCGAUUCACAAGCGCCGCCAGAGCAACGUCUCACCAAGGAAGAGUUUGCUGCGCUGCCUCCCAUUGACUUUGUGACGCUGGGCAUGUUCAUAAUUGAUGAAAUACACUUCUUGCCGCCUACGCCGCCAGUUUAUGAUAUCCUUGGCGGCGCCGGAUCAUACGGUGCUCUAGGAGCACGUCUCUUCUCGCCGCCUCCCAAUGCCUCAUCUGUGGGCUGGAUUGUCGACAUGGGCUCCGACUUCCCGUUGUCCUUGACCGACCUGAUUAGCAGCUGGGGGACAUCCGUCGUGCUCCGUGACGACCCUGAGCGCCUAACCACCCGCGGUUGGAACGGUUAUGAAAGCGCCGAAAAGCGUGCCUUCAGAUACACCACCCCUAAGAAACGCCUCGCGGCUGGCGAUUUGACACCCCAUCUACUGCUGUCCAGGUCCUUCCACCUCAUCUGCUCACCGGCCAGAUGCAGAGACCUGGUCACAGAGAUUACCUCAUCUCGCAAGCGCGUGUGUCCACCUGAUGUGUACACCAAGCCCAUAUUCAUAUGGGAACCCGUACCAGAUCUUUGUACGCCUGACGAGCUCCUCAACUGCACCAAUACCCUACCCCUCGUCGAUAUCUGUAGCCCGAACCACUCGGAGCUGGCCGGUUUCAUGGGCGAUGAUGGCUUGGACCCGGAGACCGGCGAUAUCUCCAAGGUGGCCAUUGAAAGGGCUUGCGAGCAACUCCUCGCCAGCAUGCCUCUUUCAUCGUUCACGCUCGUCAUCCGCGCCGGUGCCAAGGGCUGUUAUGUCGCCCGAAACGGCGGUCGCAAGCGACAAUCCAACACAUGGGAUGAUGCAGGCCCGAAGCGUCGCAAGAAGGAGUAUGCCAGAGGUGGCCUUCAGCCGGACACUGAUAUUGAAGCACUCUUUGCCGGUCUGCUCCAGGAUGGCGAUGGCGUCGUUGUUCGCGAGGAGGUCGAGAUAGAUUCCGGCAUCGGGCAAUGGAUAUCUGCUGUUCACACCGACCCCGCCAAGGUCGUCGACCCAACUGGUGGUGGCAACACCUUCUUGGGCGGUCUCGCCGUCGCGCUCGCCAGAGGUAAGGGCGUCGAGGAGGCUGCAACAUGGGGUAGUGUCGCUGCCAGCUUUGCUAUUGAGCAAGUAGGUGUGCCCAAGUUGGACCAGGACGAGAACGGCAUAGAGACGUGGAACGGCGUCAAGGUAGAAGACAGACUUGCCGAAUUCAAGAGUCGCUUAUAG